Hordeum vulgare subsp. vulgare (domesticated barley) is the source of this 1807-nucleotide messenger RNA. RefSeq lists its product as uncharacterized. The transcript has a single exon. Lineage: Eukaryota; Viridiplantae; Streptophyta; Magnoliopsida; Poales; Poaceae. Gene Ontology annotation, molecular function: nucleic acid binding; zinc ion binding. The record is from RefSeq and is a predicted model, not a curated record. The coding region runs from base 553 to 1068 and encodes 171 amino acids.
AGCGCUCAAGAAAUACAAGCGGCCGUUCGUCGGCCGGAGGCGUACGUGCGCCAGGCAAAACACUUCUUGCGUCCAUCCCGUUCUUCUUCUUCUACCUUUGUCCAGCUGAGAGAUAGAGAGAGCUCAGGUGAGGAGAGCUAGGGCUAGACCCCAACAUUUGGUAUCGGAGCCUCGUGCGACCGGGGACCUCGACGACCAUGGCGCUCGUCCCGUAAUCCGGCGGGUCGGGGACGACGAUGUCGACGUCGGUUCCUAUGCUGACGGGGGAGAACUACACCACCUGGGCCAUCAAGGUGGAGGCUGAUCUCGACGCUGCCGGGCUCUGGGAGGCGGUGGCUCCGGCGGAGGACUCGGCGGCGGCGGUGAUCGCGAAGAAGGACAAACCCGCGCGCCUAUCUGCUGCGAGCGCUCGCCGAUGAUUUGCAGCUGCAGGUCGCGUCGAAGAAGACGGCGGCGGAGAUUUGGGCGAGCUUGCGGGCUAGGUUCGUGGGCGCGGACCGUGUGCGUGCGGCAAGGCUCGGCACGCUUCGGGGGGAGUUCGAGCUCCUGCGCAUGGCGGAGUCCGAAACCCUGGACGCGUUCGCCGGCAGGCUUGGAGGCAUGGCGGCGCGGUACGCGGCAUUGGGCUCAACCCUGGAGGACUCCGCGCUCGUCAAGAAGCUGCUCGACUCGGUGCCGGACCGCCUGUACGCGGUGGUGGCAGGGAUCGAGCAGUUUUGCGACGUGUCGGAGAUGCUCUUCGAGGACGCGCUGGGUCGUCUCAAGGCAUUCGACGAGAGGCUGCGGAGGCGUGGGCAAGACGGCGGCGAUCGCGGCGGCGACCAGCUGUUGCUGACCACGGCACAGUGGCGUGCGCGCGAGCGGCGUCGGGGCGGUGCGCAUGGAGAUGACGACGGCGACGGGGCGCGCAGCGAGGCGUCGGGCUUCGGCGGGAAACGGCGCGGCCGCUGCUACAAGUGCGGUGAACGCGGGCACUUCAAACGCGAGUGCCUGCAGUGGAAGAAGGCGCCGGUGGCGGAGCAUGCACUGCUGGUCGACGGCGACGUCGAGAAUGCCGGCCUGCUCUGAGCCGCGUCUUAGGGCGAGAAUGUUACGUGUAAUAAGUCGCGGCGACGCGCUGCACAUGUCCGGUGCGUGUAUGGGUGCGCAACAGACGUGUGUGUGGUGCGUCGGGACCGCGGGGGCGUAUGUGUGUGUCCACGCGUUCGAGCGCGUGGGCCGUUGCGUGUAGGCAAGAUACACGGAGGAGUGACUGCGUCGGGGCGCUGGACUCGGCCUGCGGCGACUGCGUGCGUGUGCGUCGUGUGCGCGGGCGUGAGCGCGGGAUGCAGGGAGAGCUGCUUGUGCCAUGCGUGCAUUGGAAUUGGUCUGGAGCUUGCCGCGUACGUAGAGCGGGCGAGAUGCAUGCAGUAGCUGGCCGUUGGAGUCCGUUGGAGUCCCGCCGCAGCGCGCGAAUGCGAGAGUGUCGUGGGCGCAGGCGAGACGUGCGGAUCAGCGCGAGUCUCCUAAAAAAACUGCAUGCACGGGAGCGGCCAGAUCGCCGGGUGAGCGCGUGUGCGCAUGUAUAGCUGGGCUAUAUAACUGGUUCUGUAGCCAGUGUGUUGAGUGGUGCGAGCGCUCAAGAAAUACAAGCGGCCGUUCGUCGGCCGGAGGCGUACGCGCGCCAGGCAAAACACUUGUUGCGUCCAUCCCGUUCUUCUUCUUCUACCUUUGUCCAGCUGAGAGAGAGAGCUCAGGUGAGGAGAGCUAGGGCUAGACCCCAACAUACUAGAGGACUGGUGGCACAACUAUUUACCUCUUCUGAAGU